AUGGCCGCCCAACCGGUCAAACUGUAUGUCUACGACUUGUCCCGCGGCAUGGCCCGCACCAUGUCCCAAGCUAUCACGGGGACGCAGAUCGACGGUAUCUGGCACACGUCCGUUGUGGCCUACGGUCGCGAGGUGUUCUACGGACAGGGCAUCAUGGAGGCAGCUCCGGGAACAACACACCACGGCACGCCGGUGCAGAUCAUCGACGUCGGCGAGACGUACAUCGACCAGGACACGUUCGAGGAAUAUCUCGCGUCCGUUGCCGAAGUGUAUACCCCGCAAGCGUACCAUCUAAUGGACCACAACUGCAACACAUUCACAUCUGACGUCGUCGGAUUCCUGACAGGCGCCACUAUCCCCGACUGGAUCUCUGGCCUUCCGGCGCAGUUUCUCCAGACGCCUCUCGGCCAGGCGCUCCGUCCCCAGUGA
Molecule: messenger RNA, 429 nt
Organism: Trichosporon asahii var. asahii CBS 2479
Lineage: Eukaryota; Fungi; Basidiomycota; Tremellomycetes; Trichosporonales; Trichosporonaceae
Exons: 2
Coding region: 1-429 (142 amino acids)
Biological process (GO): protein modification by small protein removal
Molecular function (GO): peptidase activity
Source: RefSeq, a predicted model, not a curated record